AUGAGGAACAACCAUCUUCUCAGCUUGGCCGCCCUGGUCACGGGAAGUCAUGCUCUCAUCGGCUUUGGUAUCGAUAUGUACAAGCCACUCUGUGCGUUUGCUUGUCGUGGUUCAAUAGCAGGCGCCCCCCUUGUCUGUACGCCUCACGACCAUAGUGGAGGUCAUUCUGGGCAUGGAGGAGGACCGACCACACCUGCUUGCUAUUCUCAGGAUACUUCAUUCCUCACUACACUGGCGUGGUGCAUAUCCGAACGCUGUCCCGAGGUCGACGAAUGGAAGCUGGAGAGGUAUUGGUACAAGAAGGCUUCUGCAAACAACGACGAGCGUAUAACGCCAAAAUGGACAUAUCAAGAAGCCCUCGAUCAGGUGGUUGAUCCACCUACAAGGCCUGUCAACACCUCUGAGCUGCUAGACUUCACUGGCACAGUAGCAGACGAGGAUUAUCAGGCAAACGUCAAUGGUAAUGGACGUUUCGAAUGCAUUGCCCUCCUCGUUUUGGGUGCAGGCAUACCUAUUCUUAUGACCAUGCUAGCCUUCCUUCCAGGUUUCGAACACUUCUUCUCCAAGCUCAAGCCAUACCUAAGCUAUCCGUCGCUUAUUGGUAAAUACCAUGUCCAGUCCUUGCCGUAUCUCAUCGGCAACUCGCCAACCUUCGGUCAGACUAGCUAUAUCGUUGUCUUCUUUCUUCUGAACAUUCUCUUUACAGCUUUGGACUACAAAUCAAUCACACCCAACUCCUGGUUCACAGACACAAAGUCUGAGAUCUUGAUCUAUGUUGCCAACCGGACGGGUGUGCUCGCGUUUGCACUUGCGCCGCUAGUCAUCCUUUUUGCUGGUCGUAACAACGUCCUACUAUGGCUCACGAAUUGGUCUCACUCAACUUAUCUGCUUCUGCAUCGAUGGAUAGCUCGAAUCUUUACGCUUCAGAUAAUCCUGCAUUCGAUCCUAGAGCUCGUCUACUACAAACACACGGGCGAGUAUGAAGCUGAAGUUGUACAGAAGUACUGGAUCUGGGGCAUCGUCGCCACACUUGCUGCAUGCAUCAUGAUCGUCGCGUCCGUCAUCUGGUUUCGACGAGCAGCCUAUGAGGUCUUCCUUGUUCUUCAUAUCCUGCUAGCUGCAAUCCUGCUCAUUGGCUCCUGGUACCACGUUGACUUGUUAUACGAAAGGAGAUGGGGUUAUGAGUUCUGGUUGUAUGCGGCUUUUGCCGUAUGGUUCUUUGAUCGCGUGCUCCGAGCUCUCUGGAUUGCACGAAACGGUAUACAGCAAGCGGAGUGGACCGAAGUCGAUGACAAUAUAAUCCGAAUGGAUGUGCUUGGUGUACGUUGGGGUCUCAGUCCAGGGCAACACGCAUACUUGUACUUCCCCGGAGCAAAGCGUUGGACAUUCUGGGAAGCACAUCCUUUCUCUGUGAUACCACUUGUGCAGCACAACGGAAGAGGCCUGAAUGUAUCUGCUUUACAAUCCGAUACUGACUCGAACAUCGAGGCUGCUGAUAACAAGACCAACGACCUUGAGAAGAGCGCUGUUACCUCGACUCGAACUCCAGCACAUCGAUCGUCACUGGUGACCAAUCACACCGUGAUUGGAGUGCGUAUGUACCUUCGCAAGCACUCAGGCAUUACCAAAGCUCUACACGCGAAUUCAUCACCUACAGUAUUGCUAGAGGGGCCCUACUACAACCACAACCCCUGGCUAAAACCAGGUGUCUCAUCCUGCGACCGCAUCAUCCUACUCGCUGGUGGCAUCGGGAUCACCGGAGUUCUCAGCCACGCCUACACACAUCCGGCGGUAAAGCUCUACUGGUCCGUCAAGACCGCAGGUCAGGCUCUAGUCGACGAUGUCAGGCGAUCCGGCAUGCUGGACCACUUGAGCAACGGCGUUACUCUGAAUGUAGGCGGAGCAAGAUUUGAUUUCGAGAUCCUGCUUGGUGAGGAGUGCAUCGGUCAGGAACCAAGGACGAAAUUGGGCGUGGUUGUAUGUGGACCAGCGAGCUUCUGCGACGACGCAAGAGCAGCGGUAGUCAAGGUCGCCAGGAGGACGAAGAUCGAUAUUGAGUUGUGUGAGGAGGCUUUUAGUUGGUAA
Lithohypha guttulata is the source of this 2085-nucleotide messenger RNA. RefSeq lists its product as uncharacterized. Gene Ontology annotation, biological process: intracellular iron ion homeostasis; copper ion import; iron ion transport. Gene Ontology annotation, cellular component: plasma membrane. The record is from RefSeq and is a predicted model, not a curated record. The transcript has 2 exons. Lineage: Eukaryota; Fungi; Ascomycota; Eurotiomycetes; Chaetothyriales; Trichomeriaceae. Gene Ontology annotation, molecular function: ferric-chelate reductase activity. Bases 1 to 2085 code for a protein of 694 amino acids.